Messenger RNA from Dama dama (fallow deer), 3824 nucleotides. It is a transcript of the gene PTAFR, whose product is annotated as platelet activating factor receptor. NCBI's taxonomy places the organism in Eukaryota, Metazoa, Chordata, Mammalia, Artiodactyla, Cervidae. The transcript has 2 exons. Gene Ontology annotation, biological process: G protein-coupled receptor signaling pathway; transmembrane transport; chemotaxis. Gene Ontology annotation, molecular function: platelet activating factor receptor activity; G protein-coupled purinergic nucleotide receptor activity. The coding region runs from base 578 to 1636 and encodes 352 amino acids. Gene Ontology annotation, cellular component: membrane. The record is from RefSeq and is a predicted model, not a curated record.
UCUCUCAGGCACACACACGCGCACACACACACACACACGCACCCACCCACACAUACGCACGCACACACACAGGCCCUCUCACUGUCCGAGUCAUCGUUUUCUCUGUCACUCCCUUGCUUUUUGUCCUCGAAUCUCCUCGUCCCGCUCACGCUGUCCCUGUCUGUUGACACUUGCCCGCCCCUCUCUGGGCGCCUCUCUCUCCAUCUCUUAGCUGCCUCUCCCCUGACUCACAUUCUCCUUUCUCACUCUCUUGCUCACGCUCGUGCUAGGCGGCGUGUCUCUCCUCGCCCUGACUCUCCCCCGAUGGCCACUGCCCACCCCCCACCCUGCCCCUCGUUCUGGGAAAAACCCCCUUGCGGUACCCAGGGCCUGGGUGACCCAACUCGAGGUUCUGUAGCGUGCCCUUUCCGCUGACGGGGCCCUGGGGUCACGGCAUUUCCUCCUGGGGGUGACUUGGCAGUGAUGCGCGCCGUUUCCUUACUUCUGCAAUUACAGACAGCACAGAGCCCGCAGCUGCCGAUAUGCUCAGACCUCGCAGCGGCAGCCACUGCCCCCGGACAGGAACAGGCAGGAUCCUAUGACCAGCAGCCACUUCCAGCCCAUAGCGAUGGAGCCAAAUAAUUCCUUUCGUGUGGACUCCGAGUUCCGAUACACCCUCUUCCCAAUUUUUUACAGCAUCGUCUUUGUGCUGGGGGUCAUUGCUAACAGCUAUGUGCUGUGGGUCUUUGCCAACUUGUACCCUUCCAAGAAAUUCAACGAGAUAAAGAUCUUCAUGGUGAACCUCACCAUGGCUGACCUGCUCUUCCUGGUCACCCUGCCCCUGUGGAUCGUCUACUACUACAACCAGGGCGACUGGAUUCUCCCCAAAUUCCUGUGCAACGUGGCUGGCUGCUUCUUCUUCAUUAACACCUACUGCUCAGUGGCCUUCCUGGCUGUCAUCACUUACAACCGCUUCCAGGCAGUGACAAGGCCCAUCAAGACUGCUCAGGCUACCACCCGCAAGCGUGGCAUCCUUCUGUCCCUGAUUAUCUGGGUGUCCAUUGUGGGCGCAGCAUCCUACUUCUUCGUCCUGGACUCGACCAACAAGGAGCGCAGCAAGAGCGGCUCGGGCAACAUCACACGCUGCUUUGAGCAUUACGAGAAGGGCAGCAUCCCAGUCCUCAUCAUCCACAUCUUCCUCGUGUUCAGCUUCUUCCUCGUCUUCCUCAUCAUCCUCUUUUGCAACCUGGUCAUCAUCCGCACGCUGCUCACGCAGCAGGUGCAGAUGCAGCGCAAUGCCGAGGUCAAGCGCCGGGCUCUCUGGAUGGUCUGCACGGUCCUGGCUGUGUUCAUCAUCUGCUUCGUGCCCCACCACCUCGUGCAGCUGCCCUGGACCCUGGCCGAGCUGGGCUUCCAGGACACCGACUUCCACCAGGCGAUUAACGAUGCGCAUCAGGUCACUCUCUGCCUCCUUAGUACCAACUGCGUCUUAGACCCCAUUAUCUACUGUUUCCUCACCAAGAAGUUCCGCAAGCACCUCACGGAGAAGUUCUACAGUAUGCGCGAGAGCCGGAAGUGCUCCCGGGCCACCUCGGAGACGGGCACGGAAGUGGUCCUGCAGCUCAAAGAUGGCCCUGUCAAAUCCCUCAGAAAUUAGUCUAACUGUUGGAGCCAGGCCCGGAGGCUUCUUCUCCACGGACAUCAUCGACUGACCUGAGCGGGGCGGGGAGGGAAGGGGUGUCUGCUGUGGUCCUAGCACCUCCUCCCUGGGCACUGGUGGCUGGUUAGGUAUGGAGGCUGCCUCACCAAGGUGGGGGUGCUGGCAGAACCAGACAGCUGGGAAAUUCAGAACUUGAACGAGCCCCUUCAGCCACCUUUGGACGCAUGCCAUAUAACCUUGGCUGGCAGAGUCAUCCCAGUCUGAUGGCUCUGGAAGGGAUGUCAGGACCAGGAGGCAGUCCUUGUGAGCAGACUCUGAGUCACCCAGUUCACCCUACCAGGGCGGCAGUCCCAAAUGAGUCAGGCCUACAGUUUUGGACCACCACUCUCAUCACUGAAAAGGCAGAGAAGGGGUUUGGGGAAAGGGAUGCUCCCCUGGCUAUGGCACUGUCUUUGGAAUCGACUUCUGAGCUAGGAAGAUCCCACUCAGUCUCCACUCACAGGCACAAGGUCUUUGCGACACUUCCUAGGGGAGUGUCCCAGGUGGAAGGGGAGCCACGUCCACCUGGCUUGGUGGAACGUUUUCCUAAUUCAUGUAUAAACCUCUACUGAGUGGUGACCAGAGAAGAUACAUGCAUGGGCCAAAAACUAGAACAGGGAGCCUUUCUCCUGAAUCAGAUGAGUCUCUUCCACCGGCCUGGGGCAGCUCUGGGGCGGCAGGAGAAACACAACCGCCACUUCCACUGUCUGUCUCAACAAGGAACUCUGAGGAAGUAACUCCUGUGAGGCAGCCACCCACUGUGGGCGGGCAAGCCCCGCCAAAGCCAAAUGGGGGCCCUCCAGGCCACUGUGAUGCCCAGAGGCUUCCAUGGGAAAUGGCACUCAGGCUGAGAAGUGCCUGCGGGUGAGUGAGGCCUCCAGGGUGGAAGGAGCCUGGCAUCUCCCCUCCCCGCCUCACUUUCUGGGAGGCCCCUCUGAUUGAGCUCCCAGGAGGUGAGGGGAGCACCUACAAUCCCUAGGGCAGGCAGGCACUUUGCACUCUGGGUGCAGAAGAGAGGGGGAAACUGCUCUUGAGGAGCUUUGGAUGUCUGAUCCUCCUCUAGCUCCCUGAGCACCUGCGGUGUGAACCUGGCAGCCUCAGACUCAGGGGCUUGGAGGAGCUGCCCCGAUUUCCAGAAACCAUCCUCCCUUCCAGCCAGUGUCCCUGCAAGGCUGGGAUCCUGGUUUCCGGCACACUGGGCUGAUUUUGAUAAAUGCCUAUCAAUGGGCCAGUGACCUGCUUGGUCCGGUCGCCAUGGGCUGGACUUAGGAGAGGUGACCGUGUGAACAGUGCAGUGGAUUUGAACUUUGGUGUCACACAGACGCCGGUUCAAGCUGCGGCUGUGUCACUUCCUGCCAAAGGACUGUGAGCUGGAUUUCCUACCUCAGAGUUGUUAGGAGGAUCAGAUACCUCUUGGUCAGGGUGACUGCUCCUCCCAGAGUCUCUCUGUUUUUGAGAUUUUGUUCCCCCUAAAUCUUCCAAUAGGGGAUGAGAGGUGAGUGUCUGGCUCUUGUGGGGUCAGACAGGUUCUCCCUUGGGAAUAAGCAGCAAAAUUCAGGGAUGCUUUUUCAGGUUCUGCGGGCCACUCACUUGAACGCAUAUAAACUCUGGAGCUGUGAGUGUGUGUGUGUGUGUGUGCUCACAUAGGUGAGGUGUGUGCGUGCCGUCAGCACAGCAGGAUGGGGAAGGUAUCUGCAUGAACGUAGUAGAGAUAAUGGCUUUGCUCAGAAAAAGAGAAAGAGAUGAGAUGUGCAGAGAAAAAAAGAAGAGAUGUGCAGAGUCAAGUUGAGACCAGAAGGGACCGCAGAGGCCUGGAGAGAAGAGGGGAUGAUGCUCCCAGGGGCCUGCUGGCUCCCCCCCUCUAAUCCAGCCCUCUUGCCCAGCCCUUCUUGAAGCUCAAAUCCAUGCUACUUCCUUUGGGUCCUUGUGAGAUUCCCUUGUUAGGAUACACUCUCCUAUUUUGCUCAAGUUCAUUUGAAUGAGUAAUAAUAUCGAUUACUUUGCAACCAAGAGAGCUCUGAAGGAGAUAAAUACUUGUAUGCUAAAGCAGUGUUUCUUGAAUUUCAGCCGUUUAUGUACCCAUAUCAUGAGUUUCGCAAGAUCCAUGUACCAUCUGUAUGUUUUGCUCAAUAAAUAUUUUUCUCUA